AUGAAAUCAGUAUAAAACUUUAAAAUUGUCUCAAACAUGAAAGCAUACUUUUCAGAUGAUAUUCAAUGCCUUUAAAAGAGAGUUGAUGCUCCUGAUACUAGUUAAGAUAGUAUAAGUAGUGAUCAAAUGUUAUUGCCGGAUUUAAAAUCAAUAAUCUUAAACCAAAGUGACUUAAUUAGGGAAGAUUAUAAUGGGCUUCGUCUUACUGAAUCACAUUCAAGAAGCCGCACAACUAAUUCUUCAAGUAACCUUUUUAUAUUUGAAGAGCAAUUUGCCAGUAUUGAUUCAAUAUCUUCAGACUUAAUAUCAGAUGAAUUUUGA
Paramecium tetraurelia is the source of this 321-nucleotide messenger RNA. RefSeq lists its product as uncharacterized. The transcript has 2 exons. NCBI's taxonomy places the organism in Eukaryota, Ciliophora, Oligohymenophorea, Peniculida, Parameciidae. The record is from RefSeq and is a predicted model, not a curated record.